Molecule: messenger RNA, 938 nt
Organism: Rhagoletis zephyria (snowberry fruit fly)
Lineage: Eukaryota; Metazoa; Arthropoda; Insecta; Diptera; Tephritidae
Molecular function (GO): DNA binding
Source: RefSeq, a predicted model, not a curated record
CACAUGUGUGUGUACAUGUGUUUUGUUAUUGUAAUUACUAAUAACACAACAUGUGUUGUGUGAAUGAAUUUCGUCAUACAGGCAAGAAAAUAAUUUUACGUGCACAUAUUUUUUGUGGUUAUGUUUGUUUUUAAUGAUCAUAUGUAAAGUACAUACAUAUAUUCAACUGCAAGAGAUGUGCAUAUGUAAAGCAUAUAUAUUCAUACUAAAAAACAUUAGUUAAAUUGACCGUUUUCUUCUCCAUAUAGUAAAAUGAGUAAUAUUUUUGAUGAGGGUGACUUUUCGGCUGAUGACAACGUUGCGGAUCCCGACUUUAUAGCAGAAAAGCCAUCGCGUAAGCGAAGAUUGCAUCUGGACGAACCUUCUCCAUCCAAAGUGGCACGGGUCAACGCCAUACCGUCCAGCAACAUUUUUUGCUCCGAAUUUUAUACGGAUGUGAAACAAGUUGAAAUUUCUGGCAAAGUCUCAGUGGAAGCGAAGUGUUCUGCCUCUGGUUGUGGACGUAUCAUAAAGGGGGCCGGGGGAGUUACCUCCAAUUUCAUCAAACAUUUGAGACGAAGACAUAGCGAAUUAUUUGAGAAGUAUAAGGUUGUGAAGACUGUCAAAUCAGAUAUUCAAACCGCACAACAGAAGUUUGAAAAAAAACUUCUUUUCGCUAUUGUUGAUUGCAGUCUGCCUGUUUCACUUUUUGAACGUCGCUCUUUCCGAGAGUCAUAUGAAAUGACUGGACUUAAAGUUCCCAGCAGGCAGACAGCCAUGAUGAUAUUGGAGGACCAAUAUAAUAGCAUGUUGGAGAAAAUACGAGCUGAUAUCUCAUCAGCUAAGUAUUUUUGUACAACGGCCGACAUAUGGUCGGGUAAAAUAAAUUAAAAUAUGUUUUCAUACCUCAGGGAAAGAAGUAUAUGCGCAUUAUUGUUUUACGCGAUUUCUUUUCUCUC